Messenger RNA from Paraglomus occultum, 807 nucleotides. The record is from the annotation of a GenBank genome assembly. Lineage: Eukaryota; Fungi; Glomeromycota; Glomeromycetes; Paraglomerales; Paraglomeraceae.
AUGCAAAAAGAAGAAGAUGGGGAGAACGACUCUGGAGAAGUUGAAUUCGAAUCUCGGGACCUUUCCCUUAGACACGAGGAAAUGUUAGAUGCGUUCAUGGCAUCUCAUGCUGAGGGUUUAAGGAGGGUGAGGCCAGUCGAGUUCCCUAAAUGUGAUAUAGAUGAGGAGCUUGAGGAUGUAGCGUUCACAGCUUACGAGUUGCUAGAGGGCUUGCGACACAUUUGGAAGUGCAAGCCUUCCUUUGAAAAUGCAGACCACAGUGAAAAUGCGUUUGUGAUCCAUGUCCUUGCAAGGAUUUUGGUUCCGAUUUUCGCUUUCGAUGAGGAGGAUAAAAUGCCAGUGAUGCGUGCAUGGGCUGAACAAGUAAGCCAGUCAUCCCUUGAACGUAAAGAGAGGAUGGGUGCAACGACAACUGGCAAUAAACCUGACUUGCGUGUCAGGUUGUUCCUUCUUGAUGAUGUUGAUGUAGAGGAAGUUGAAUCUGAAAAAGAACUCACUGAAGUAGACUUGGAACUUGUCUUCGCGGAGUUCUCGCCAUUUGAUGCGCCGGAGACGAAGCAUAUUAACGAUUGGGCAAGGACGGGCAUUAUAGGCUCUCCAUGGGCGUUUGAUCUUUUUGAUUUGACAAUACCGCUGAGCGUUUCAGAUCGAAAAGCUGUGGAAACCCUGUUGAAAAAUGCACUUACAUUGAGGAGAUACUUUAGAGAUGUAAUAAGUAGGGUGAGGAAGUUGAAGACUGAAAGCAUGUAUCUGCCGCUGGCACCAAUAGACCUCAGACGCCAGAAAACCAAAUGGCUCGAAGUCUAA